Molecule: messenger RNA, 2604 nt
Organism: Eleginops maclovinus (Patagonian blennie)
Lineage: Eukaryota; Metazoa; Chordata; Actinopteri; Perciformes; Eleginopidae
Product: zinc finger protein OZF-like
Exons: 2
Coding region: 306-1799 (497 amino acids)
Source: RefSeq, a predicted model, not a curated record
CGGUGCUAUGAUCUCAGCGGAGCCAUCGGUUCUGGUAGCCUGCGGCGGCUUCAUCCCCGACAGCCGGGACCUGAAGACCCUCCUCCUGCACCAGCAGGCCAAGGGACUGCUUGGUAUUAAAGCAACUAUCUCGUCCUCCGUCGGAAACUGUGUACUCUCUUCACUUGCCUUCCGGCCCAAACCAGUAGAAACACUGCCCCCCACCGCCGCCGCCGCCGCCACAGCCAGAAUCCCCAAGGCGCUUAGAAGUAACAACCAAUGAAACAAGCUCCGCCUCCCUCAGUGACGCUGAGGACCUGGGAGUGAUGUCAGAUGACGCCGGCAGCCCAGCCCCCCCUGAUACCGAACCACAGGAGGCAGGGCGAGAUGGUAACACAGCUGAUGGAGGCGCUGAGAAGGAAAAGAGCGUCGCAAACACAGCUCAGGGGGAGGAUUCAGUGCAAAAGAAAAGUACACAGGAACCGCCUGCUACCACAGGGGAACAUGAAGCACAGGAACAGGAAGCAGCAGAUAAACAAGAAGCGCAGCCGAAAUCCAUCCCUUUCCGGGUCGUCUCAAUGCCUGUGAAGUCCACCUCCCAGAGUCCGUCAGCAACAAAAGACCCGCAGAAGCCCAACACUCACCGUGUCACCCUGCAUCAGUGGGUGUCACAGAUCGCCACCAACUCGCUCUCACUGCCCGCCCUGCCUCCCCUUCCUCCCGCCCGGCUGAUUCUAGAAGACAACAUGAAGCCGAGCAUCAGGAGGAAGAAGCAGAUCCGGCCCCCGGCGGACCGAUACACCUGCAGCGUGUGCGACAAGAGCUUCCCUUACCAGUCCAAGCUGAUGGACCACGAGCGCAUCCACACCGGAGAGAAGCCCUUUGUGUGCACGGCCUGCAACAAGAGCUUCAGGACCCAGGCGUUCCUCAACAACCACCUGAAGACGCACAGCACGGCGCGCCCAUACGCCUGUGGACAGUGCGGCAAGUGCUUCACCAAACUGCAGAGCCUGACCAAGCACAUGCUGGCCCACAGCGGCCAGAAGCCCUUCUACUGCAACAUCUGCAACAAGGGCUUCACGCAGUCUACCUACUUCAAGCGACACAUGGAGUGCCACACCAGCCAGAUGACGUUCCCCUGCAAGCACUGCAGCAAGAGCUUCCCCACGGCCUUCAAGCUGUCCAACCACGAGCGCUGGCACACCCGGGACCGCCCCCACAUGUGCGAGCGCUGCGGGAAGAGGUUCCUCGUCCCCAGCCUGCUGAAGAGACACAUGGGCUACCACAUCGGGGACCGCCAGUACCUCUGCUCCCAGUGUGGCAAGACCUUCGUCUACCUGUCCGACCUGAAGAGGCACCAGCAGGACCACGUGCCCAAAGCCAAGAUCCCGUGCCCCGUCUGCCAGAAGAAGUUCUCCAGCAAGUACUGCCUGAGGGUCCACCUGAGGAUCCACACCAGAGAGAGACCCUACCGCUGCACCAUCUGCGAGAAGACCUUCACCCAGGUGGGGAAUCUGAAGGUGCACAUCCGGCUGCACACCAACGAGCGGCCCUUCAGCUGCGACGUGUGCGGCAAGACCUACAAGCUGGCGUCCCAUCUGAACGUCCACAAGAGGACUCACACGUGCAAGAAGCCGUGGACGUGUGAGACGUGCGGGAAGGGCUUCUCCGUCCCCGGCCUGCUGAAGAAGCACGAGCAGCUGCACACCCGGGACGCCAACCCCGAGUUCGCCGGAAAACGGAGACACCGGGGUAAGCACAAGAAGCACUCCCUCAAGAGGAAGUACGACGAGGAAGAAGAGGGGAGCGACGAUUAUUAAUCAAAGGAACAUUUCAUCUACAAUAAGGAUGCUCUGACUCCAGGGUCUGAGCUAAAGAACAUUAGCUAAUCCUCAUAGCUACUGCAUUUUUUAAAUGUUUUGUAAGUGUGUGUUGGCCGCCAUGGUGGUUAAGGUAGUGAAAACACAUUUAAAAUAACGUUAGGAUAAGAUCAUUUGGUUUAAAAAGUACCAAUUUUAAGCCCUUUUUUGAACCGUAAUCACUUCUGUGUUUCAUAUAAUCAGGUGAUGUGACUAAAUGACUUUAAGAAACGAAUUUACCCUUAACUGUCACACGUGCGAGAUAGCAGUAGAGCAUUGAAGUGUUUUUUAAGUUGUCAAUCAUUUUCAUCACAAAAUCAUAGGAUUAAAAAAAGUGUAAUUGUCCAAACGUUGUACUUAGUGAAUGUAGCUAUCCUUUUAAAAGAAUGGACAUCGUGUACACUAUAAAACAAAGCAUUUAACUGCAUGUACCUGUAGAUAAUGUGAUAAUAACAUGUUGUAGUUUAACUUUGUAUCCUUGUGGAAACUGUAGGAACUACUUUUACCACUUUUUUAUGUAACCAUGAACAACACAUCUCUGCUUGUGUUUGAGAGAGGCUGGAGAAGAGGACGUCUCUUCCAGCUGUAGAUGUGUUCUGAUGCUCUCGAUGACGAGCAGCACGGACACGAUGGAAGCUAUUCUAAUGUUGGAUGAGGUUUUGCUGUGAAUCUUAUCUUUCCUACGACUUAUAGUAACAAUCCUGUAUACGAGUCAUUAAGAAUGUAUACCUGUUUUUGCAGAAAAAUAAACACACAUAGCAAAUAA